Messenger RNA from Cyprinodon variegatus (sheepshead minnow), 2652 nucleotides. Its product is annotated as extracellular calcium-sensing receptor-like. NCBI's taxonomy places the organism in Eukaryota, Metazoa, Chordata, Actinopteri, Cyprinodontiformes, Cyprinodontidae. Gene Ontology annotation, molecular function: G protein-coupled receptor activity. Gene Ontology annotation, cellular component: membrane. Gene Ontology annotation, biological process: G protein-coupled receptor signaling pathway. The coding region runs from base 16 to 2652 and encodes 878 amino acids. The transcript has 10 exons. The record is from RefSeq and is a predicted model, not a curated record.
GCUUCACUUAUUCCUAUGAAAAGGACUUGUUUUUUGCUUUUAUGUUUUUUAUGGAAUGUGUUAUUUCCUUGCAAUUUCAACCAGGAUCCACACCUGCGAUGUGAAAUGAUACCCAACAGUAUGUCAGUGCUGGAGAAAAAGGGGGACAUCAUCUUGGGGGGACUCUUCUCCCUUCGAGACAUGGUGGAGGAACAGAGUCUGUCUUUCACCUCACAGCCUCCUAAGAUUAAAUGCACCAGAUUUAAUUUUCGAACAUUCCGCUGGAUGCAAACUAUGAUCUUUGCAAUUGAAGAGAUCAACAAGGAGGGUAAACUCCUUCCAAACAUGACAAUUGGAUACAAGAUCUAUGAUUCCUGCAGUACACCUCAUCAAGCAUUAAAAGCUGCAAUAGAGUUAACAGGGAAUGAGAAUAACUCAGAGUUUGAACAAAAGAUUCUGAGUAAUAGCAUUUGUAAAGAAAGCGUGCCAGUAGUGAUAGGAGAUGGAGGCUCCACUCAGUCUCUUGUUGUUGCUCAUUUCCUGGGAGUCUUCACUGUACCACAAAUCAGUUAUUUCUCCAGCUGUGCCUGUCUGAGUGACAAAAAUGAGUUUCCUGCCUUUUUACGGACCAUGCCUAGUGACUUUUUCCAGGUAGAGGCUUUGGUUCAACUUGUUAAGCACUUUGGCUGGACGUGGGUUGGUGUGAUAGCAGGGGAUGAUGCCUAUGGUCGGAAUGGGGCAAACAUUUUUGCAAAUGAGGUCACAAAGUUUGGUGUUUGUAUCGCCUUUUAUGAAAUUAUCCCUAAGAACAGACAGCAGACAAAAAUUUUACACAUCAUUUCCAGAAUCCGCUUGUCCAGGGCAAAGGUGAUUCUCCUGUUUGCUGUGGAACAAGAUGCAGCAGCAUUGUUUGAUGAAGUACAGAGAAGUGAUCUUACUGGGAUACAGUGGUUAGCCAGUGAAGCUUGGAGCACAGCAGCUGUCCUUUCCAACUCCAGAAAGUAUCACCACAUUCUCCAGGGUACAGUUGGCUUUGCUAUUCAGCGAGCAGACAUUCCUGGAUUGCAAGACUUUCUGCUAAGCGUUCAUCUAUCAAAACUGGAUGCCCACAAAAAUCCUCUGCUUGUGUCCUUCUGGGAAGAAGUGUUUCAGUGUAGCCUUGGUGCACAAACUGAAUAUCAGGAACAUGAAGCAGAAAGCAAGCCCCCAUGUUCUGGGAAAGAAGACCUCAGGAGCGUGACAAAUAUCUAUUCAGAUGUGUCACAGCUAAGAAUUUCCUACAAUGUAUACAAAGCCGUGUAUGCCGUUGCUUCUGCUCUGAAGGCUUUGAAAAGCUGUGUGAAAGGAGAGGGACCUUUUUUUCAGAAGUCAUGUGCAGAUGCAGACAAAAUCCAACCUUGGCAGCUACUUCAUUACCUAAAGCAUGUGCAAUACUUGAAUUCAUUUGAAGAUGAAAUCACAUUUGAUGACAAUGGUGACCCAACAGCUGUGUAUGAUCUGGUAAACUGGCAAAUGAAUACAGAUGAGGAAAUUAUGUUUGUUAACAUUGGCAAAUUUGAUGGUAUGGCCACAAGCGAUAAACAAAAACUCCAUAUCCAUGAUGAAAUAAUUUUUUGGAAUGGCAACACAACCAGGGUUCCCUUGUCAAUAUGCAGCACUAUUUGCCCUCCAGGCACACGAAAGGCAAUGAGACCUAACUUUCCAGUCUGCUGCUAUGACUGUGUGGCUUGUAUGCCUGGGGAUAUCAGCAAUAUCUCUGAUGCUAUAGAGUGUACACCAUGCCCACCACAGUAUUGGUCCAAUUCCAAAAGGACCACCUGCAUACCCAAAAAUGUGGAGUUCCUCUCCUUUACAGACACUAUGGGCAUCACCCUAGUUGUGAUUUCUUUAUUUGGCUCAGUAAGCACCUGUAGUGUGGUUCUUAUAUUUUUCUGCCAUAGAACGACACCUAUAGUCAGAGCUAACAACUCUGAGCUAAGCUUCCUGCUGCUCUUCUCCUUGACACUAUGCUUCUUGUGCUCUCUGACCUUUAUUGGCCAGCCAUCCAAGUGGUCCUGCAUGCUGCGCCACACAGCAUUUGGGAUCAGCUUUGUGCUCUGUAUCUCCUGCAUUCUUGGAAAAACAAUAGUGGUGCUAAUAGCCUUCAAGGCUACACUUCCAGGCAGUAAUAUUGGUAAAUGGUUUGGGCCUGCACCACAAAAGGCUAUCGUCUUGAUUUGUACCCUAGCACAGGUCAUCAUUUGCACAGUGUGGCUGCUUGUUGCCCCCCCUGCCCCACGUGAACUGAUGUCACGAGAGAAAGCCUUUGUCAUUCUAUUAUGCGAUGAAGGCUCAUACAUUGCAUUCGCUUUGGUCCUGAGCUACCUUGGACUCCUGGCAUUCAUCUGUCUUCUCUUGGCUUUCUUGGCCAGAAAACUUCCUGACAGCUUUAAUGAGGCUAGACUCAUCACUUUCAGCAUGCUGAUAUUUUGUGCCGUGUGGAUAGCAUUUAUUCCUGCCUACAUCAGCUCUCCGGGGAAGUAUGCAACAGUCACAGAAGUGUUUGCCAUCCUGGCCUCCAGUUAUGGACUUUUGGGUUGCAUCUUUGCCCCAAAGUGUUAUAUGAUCCUACUCAGACCAGAGAAGAACACCAGGAAAAACAUGAUGUUAAAAGUUUCCUCCAGCAAACAAUAG